AUGGCUUCCACUUCAGCUGAGAUGCCUGAAUUCUCUGCUGCAGAGACAGUCCCGACACUUGACACGACACCGCUGCAUUCUCAAACCGCCUUCCGCGACUUGGUGCGCAUGGCACUUUUGUUAAUUAUCCCCAUCUACGCCCGAGUUUACCUUUUCUCCUCAAUCUUCACUGCCUUCGGACACGUUUACGUCAUUAGCACCACUAGUAUUUGCGUUGUCUAUUUCAGCAAAGGCAAGAUUAGUCUUCAUUCAGUUUGGGACAUUAUCUACGGGUUAUUGGUGUCUAGCUUUCCAAGCUGGGGCCCAUCUAUCUUAAGCUUCCUCUGGGUUGGGCCCAAGAUUCAAGGCUGGCGAUGGGAGGUUGUUUACUGGACGUUUGUUGCAAGCCGGUUAAAUUACUUCUUGCCAGAGAACUAUGGGAGCGACGUUGAGGAACUCAUUAGAGAAUACCGGCAUGCUUAUCCGAAUUUCCAAGGCUAUGUUACCAUAAUCUCCAGUGCUAUCGUCUACUUUGCCCUCUGGCCAAAAGGAUGUUCGUGGCACGAAGUUCUCCUUAUAAUCUCCAUCAUCGGCUCUUUCAUUCAAUACGGAUAUCUAUUAUAUCUAAACUAUGCCCAUCUCCAAAAAUUUGGAAAGACCGUGCGACAAGAUUCGUGGCCGUAUAGAGGCAUGUAUACAAGAAAAUGGGCCCUUGAUGGGCGAGGCCAACCGAUACGUAUCAACCACACGUUUGAGGAAUGGAUGAGAUUCCUUGCAACUGGUGAUAUCAAUCCCAAGAAUCAAGAAUAA
Molecule: messenger RNA, 789 nt
Organism: Trichoderma breve
Lineage: Eukaryota; Fungi; Ascomycota; Sordariomycetes; Hypocreales; Hypocreaceae
Exons: 3
Coding region: 1-789 (262 amino acids)
Source: RefSeq, a predicted model, not a curated record